This is a messenger RNA of Fusarium pseudograminearum CS3096, 1071 nucleotides long. RefSeq lists its product as uncharacterized. The transcript is spliced from 2 exons. Lineage: Eukaryota; Fungi; Ascomycota; Sordariomycetes; Hypocreales; Nectriaceae. Gene Ontology annotation, molecular function: dipeptidase activity. Bases 1 to 1071 code for a protein of 356 amino acids. The record is from RefSeq and is a predicted model, not a curated record.
AUGGAAAUACUUGGUUAUCAAGUAACACGGCAUGCCUAUGGCCUGGACACAGCAUUUGAAGUCCUUAGCGGAAGUGAGGGUAGAACCGUCAAUUUCAACGCCGAGUAUGAUGCACUUCCAGAGAUAGGCCAUGCUUGUGGCCAUAAUCUUAUAGCCACGGCAAGUGUGACGGGUUUCAUCGCUACCUCUCACGUUCUACAGACAUUUGGCAUCGCUGGGAGGGUGCAACUACUUGGUACACCCGCCGAGGAAGACGGAGGAGGAAAGAUUGAUCUCUUGGAUGCCGGAGCGUACGACAAGGUAGAUGUAUCCUUGAUGAUGCACCCAAUGUCAGAAGAUGAUUAUUUAGACAAAGGUGCCCUGGGAUGUGCAGGAUUCUCCAAUGUCGCAUCCUACAGUGUUCACGGCACCUACCAUGGCGUCAGUGCCCACGCUGGAGCCACUCCAUGGGAGGGAGUCAAUGCACUUGAUGCAUUGGUCUCAGCCUACGUCAACAUCUCCAUGCUCAGACAGCAGAUACUACCUUCAGAGAGAAUCCACGGUGCUAUCGUUGAAGCACCGAAGCCCUCAUCAAAUGCCAUACCUGCACUUACCAAGACAGAAUAUACUGCCAGAAGCCCCACUAUCCGCGGUGCUAAGGAACUGGCUGGCAGAAUCCGUCAGUGUAUGGAAGCUGGUGCUCUUGCCACUGGUUGCAAGUUGGACGUGGAAGAGAAAGCCGGGUACGCAGAUUUACGCGUCAAUGAGCCUCUGUGCAGCUCGUUUCAACAGAAUAUAGCUGCCAAUGGUAUCAAGGUCCUGAAGUCCUCAGGUCCCGUCGCCGCAGCUACCGAUCAAGGGAAUGUUUCCUACGUUAAACCAACUCUGCACGCAAUUAUCGGUAUUCCAGUAGAGGAUGGAUGCAAGAACCACACGCCGGGAUUUACCAAGGCAGCAGGGACUUCGAUUGCUUUUGAGAGGGCGGUAAUGUCCGGGAAGGCAAUGGCCAUGACUGCCUUGGAUGUACUCAUGGAUGAUGCCUUCUAUGCACAGGUCAAGCAGAGUUUUGAGAAAGACAAAGAAGCUAGAUAA